Molecule: messenger RNA, 5283 nt
Organism: Drosophila kikkawai
Lineage: Eukaryota; Metazoa; Arthropoda; Insecta; Diptera; Drosophilidae
Source: RefSeq, a predicted model, not a curated record
CCGGAGAUUGUUUCGGUCUGAGACCCGUCUCGAUCUCGGUCUGGAUCUCUGGCACUUGGCUUCAGUCUCCAGCGGGUCUUGAGUGCGAACAGACGUGAGCAGAGCAGAGAUCGGUGAACGUAGAUCGCAGAUCGCAGUUUGCAGUGUGAACCAGUGGGCAGAGAUUCGAUAUAGCCUAGGCAAACAUUGCGACGACAUUUCCGAGUGGGAUCGAUCGUGGGAUCUCUCUAGUGUGUGUGUGUGACGCCUCUGCAAAUAUUGGCCAACGGUUAAUGGCCAUGAAGAAGCUCUAUGCCAAGACCUCGUUCACCAGCAAGAAGCCGACCAAUGUCUCGAACUCUUCACCGAUUUUGGCCUAUCACCAUCAGCAGCACCAGCAGCAGCAGCAGCUGCAUCCUAGUGGCAACGGGAUAUGCGAGUUCCAGGUGGCUCCAGCUCCACCCGGAGAGCUGCUAAUCCGUCGCAGCCAGAGUAUGCAUCACAAAAUGUCACCUCCCGUUGGCAAGUCGGAGUAUUAUAGCAUAGAGGAGCUGCAGGAGCUGGAUCUGUUGGAUUAUCGUCAUCCCAUGUAUCAUCACUAUCAGCAGCAGCAGCAGCAACAGCGCUACCAUGAGCACGAGAAGCUGGUGCUGCAGUUGCCCAAGGCUGGACCCAUUUACGAGGCGCCUCAACAGAGAUCUCUUCAGCAGCAGCAGGAUCAGACGUUGUAUGUACCCAGGGAACCAGCUGCAGAUACAGCCUCAUCGAUAGCCAGUUCAUCAUCAUCCACUUUGACCUCAUCAUCCCCUAGCUCCUCUUCGUCUUUGAUCUUUUCCACUCUUCGGAAAUGCGUUUCCCCCUCGAAUUCAUCGAAUACCCCGACGAUUACCAGCCAAUCCUCGCGUACGCAACCCUCCAAACUGGGCUGCUCCAUGUCGUUUUCAAUUAGAACCACAGCAGCAACACUAGCAACAGUCACACAGCAGCAGCAACAGACACAACAGCCGCAGCAGCAACAUCAGCAGCAGCAGACACAACACAAGCCACAUCUCUAUAGCAACAUACAUCAUUAUCUGCUCCAACAGAAACAACAUCACACAUUACAGCGUCGCCACAAUUCGGUCAAAGAUAAAUUCAUUGGGGGCAUUACAACGAUUUUUGCUGAGCAAAGCAUAAUCGGGGCCAGGGCCUCCGUGAUGGUGUACGAUGACAACCAGAAGAAGUGGGUACCCUCGGGCACUUCGUCCGGACUGAGCAAAGUGCAGAUCUAUCACCAUCAACAGAACAACACGUUCCGUGUGGUGGGGCGGAAGCUGCAGGAUCACGAGGUGGUGAUCAAUUGCUCCAUACUCAAGGGACUGAAGUAUAACCAGGCCACAGCCACAUUUCAUCAGUGGCGCGACUCAAAAUAUGUCUACGGUCUCAACUUUUCGAGUCAAAGCGAUGCGGAGAACUUUGCCAGGGCCAUGCAUCAUGCUUUAGAUGUGCUCAGCGGUCGGGUGGCUAAUAAUCCAGGUGGUCAGCCCACUAAUGGCAAUGGUUAUGAGGAGGAUAUGGGGUAUCGCACAAUGACCAGCGAGGAUGCGGCUAUUCUGCGGCAAAACAAUGGCAUUGGCGGCCAUACCACGCCCUCAGCUCAGACGCCCACCUCGCAGACCAAUCAAAACAGCAUCCCCCAGAGCCCGCCGACGCCACAGGGACAUCAUCGCACCAGCAGCGCCCCGCCGGCACCGCAGCCCCAGCAGCAACAGCAGCAGCAGGCGCAGCAGAUGGGUCAACCAGGGUCCCACUACGGACCCACUGGCAAUGGACCCACACCGAAUGGCCUGCCUCAGCAGGUGAAUCCACAGAUACCGCCGGCACCGCAGCAGCAACAGCAGCAGACGCCGCAGCAGCAACAGUUUCAGCAGCAGCAACAGCAGCAGUAUCAACAGAUGGUCCAGGUCCAGGCGGGCUAUGCGCCCAACCAGGUGUAUCAGCAGCCCCACUACGUGCUCUCCAAUUCUAAUCCCAAUCUCACUGUGCAUCAAUACCCAACACAGCAACAGCCCCAACAGCAGCAGCAGCAGCAGGCGCCACAGCCGCCACCGCUCCAAAACGGUGGCAUGUAUAUGGUGGGUCCACCCGGUCAUCUGCCCAGCUCGGCGAGUGCCAACAGUGUGGUCUAUGCCAGCCAGCAGCAGAUGCUACCGCAAGCGCAUCCACAGGCGCCUCAAGCGCCCGCGAUGCCUGGCCCAGGCUAUGGUGGUCCACCAGGACCUCCACCCCAACAGCAAGCGGAGAAUCCCUAUGGCCAGGUGCCCAUGCCGCCGCCCAUGAAUCCGUCACAGCAGCAGCAGCAGCCCGGUCAGGUGCCGCUCAAUCGCAUGAGCAGCCAAAGCGGUGGCGGUCCAGUUGGUCCGCCGGCUCCUGCUCCGCCUCCGCCGCCGCCCAGCUUUGGAGGAGCACCGGGUGCUCCGCCAGCGCCGCCACAGAUGUUCAAUGGCGCACCGCCGCCGCCACAGCCACCGGCACCACCAGCGCCGCCAGCCAUGGGUGGGGGACCCCCACCACCAGGUGGGCCAGGCGGUCCAGGAGCUCCACCUCCGCCGCCACCACCACCAGGCUUGGGUGGAGCGUCCAAAAAAGACGAUCCCCAGGCUGAUCUCAUGGGCUCGCUGGCCUCGCAGCUGCAACAGUUUAAGCUCAAAAAGAAUAAGUCCACCACAUCUGCUCCGGAGAACAGUGGCAGCAGCACCUCCAGUGGAGGCAGCGGCAACUAUGGCACCAUUGGCCGCAGCUCCAAUGGCAUGGCCUCCAUGAUGGACGAAAUGGCCAAGACGCUGGCCAGACGACGCGCCCAAGCCGAGAAGAAGGAUCCCGAGCCAGAGCCCGAGGUGAAACAGCGACCCUGGGAAAAGUCCAAUACGCUGCCCCACAAGCUGAGUGGUGGCGCUGGCAAUGGCUCGGCAGGCCAUGGUGGAGCGAAUGGCAGUUCGGGCGGAGGAGCUGGCAGCAACACAACGAAUAGCGGCGGCGAAUCACCGCGACCCAUGCGAAAGCGAUUCGGCAGUGCCAGCGAGGAGACCAUACUCAAGGUCAAUGGCGAUGGGCUGUCGCUGGCGCUGUCCAAUGGCGAGCUGGACACACUGAAGGCUGAGAUAGUGCGGGAAAUGCGACUGGAGAUCCAAAAGGUCAAGAACGAGAUCAUAGAUGCUAUCAAAUCGGAGUUCAAUCGCAGAUAGAUCAAAGUACUUUCACAUUAAGCGCCAAAAAAACGGGGCAUUGCAGCUCCGCCUCAACUCCCACCGAAUGCGCUGGCAGAUCAGGAUGUGGAGUCAGGAGAGGAGCAGAGCAGCGGCAGCCGGGGGCGUGUAAUUUAAGACAUUCGCAAAGUAUUUCGAGGAUCGAGGCUCGCAACAUUGCCAGAAUGUUGACGGAUCGGUCAGCGAGUAAGAGAAUACGCAUACUUAUGAUGCACUUGCUCUAGGUUAACACAAACAAAACAACAAAAAAGAAAAUAACACAAAAAGCCGAGAGGAGGAGACAAAAAGUUUAGUCAAAGUAAUUAUAUAUUUUAAACGGGAAGGAAGACCGACUUUUCCAAGUUAUGUAACUAAUAACUCAAAUCCCUGUUGUACAUUAUUCUUUGCAUAUAUAAGUCUUUUUUAAGCCAACUUUUUAGUGUGAGAACAAAAGAUAAUUGCUUGCAAUCGGUAUCGUAUGUAUUCCCCUAACCAAAGGCAAUAUAAAGGAUAAGAUGCGUAGCGUAAAAUCAUUUCAAUGGCGCUACGCAUCUUAUUAUUUAUAUUGUUCUGGCCCUUAACCACUCUCUUUCGUUUGUUAUGAGAUUUCCACCCUAUGUUUCUUACCCAAACAAAAACAAAAUCAAAAUGAACAACGUUUGUAAUUAAACUUGGAACGUAUCUCUCUUUAAAAACACAAACAACAAAAGCAUAUACAUAUAUAUAUAUAUACAGUUUAUUACAUAUAUAUAUAUGGACAUACUCAUUAAUACCUAAAACCUAAAGGGAAACUAGUAUUACGACGACAAAGAAUUCCACAAAUUCCAUCAGUCAGUCAUCCAAAACAAUGCGCAUUUCCUCCAAAAACACAAAAGCCACAACAUUUUCCUAAGCACACGAUCUCAUUAAACAAAAAAAAAACGACUCAAUUUAAGAACCAGCUAAAGUCUUCAGUAAAAAAUCAGCAAACACAACACAAGUUCAAAGCGGAAUUGAGCGUGGUGUUCAGGACUCAGACUUGAACUAGAAUAAUCCCAAAAAAUAAAAAAAAACCCUGCGAAUACAGCGAAGAAAAAUUAGAAAGCUAAAUUAAACAAUUGACUGCUGCGUAUUAUACACUUAAAACAAAAUAUAUAUUAAACAUAUAUAUAUACUAAAAGAUAAUAUUGUAAACUCCCAACCCAAGUAAAGGCCGGAUUCUGAACAUGUGCGUACCAAUUCAACUUCCAUUAUACGAUCUAAGACUUAAAUAGCGAAAUUAUUGAAUGAUAUAUGAUAUGUAAAAGCAGGCCAAGCAGAAAAGGACGAGUAAGGAUUGGGGUGAAGGAAACGAAAACGAAGAGAGAGAGAGCAAAGUUUAGUUCUUAAGGCAUACAAAACGAAGUGAAAUUGUUUAUUAAGUGAAACAAAAAAUCUUAUUUAUAAUGAGGAGAGACAGAGAGAGUUGGUAGUUGUGUAUAAUUCGAAUGCAUAUAUACAUUUUAAUUUUUUGUAAUUUAAAGCGAUAAUUUUACAUAUAUAUUAUAUAUAUAUAUAUAUAUUGACUGUGCUCGAUAUAUAUGUGUGUGAAGAUAUAGAUUAUAAUGUAUAUGUAAUGGCUUGGUCGUCGAUGUGUGUAUGUAAAUGUUAUGAUUUUUUGUAUUUUUAUAUAUGAUCUUUGCAUUGCGGCAACAAAAAAAAACCAACAAUGGGGCAGCAAUUAAAUAUUAAAAAAUAAAAAGAAAAACACAAAAACAAGAACAACACACGUAAACUAUUUUAAACGAGGCGCAGCGACGAGCGCCACUUUUUAUGUAUUAAAUUAAAUAUAUAUAUUAUACACUUAUAUACAACCAGAAUAUUCAAUAUACAUACAAGCCGGCAUUGACUCGAGAUCAAAAUAUAUAUAAAAUAAUUAAAAAUCAGCAACGGAUUCACUUAGAUCGUUAAGCGGGGCGUAAGUUAUAUAGCAACCGGCGAUCGGGCGAUCGUACCGGAGCGGGAAAAUAGUGGAAGAAGCGCAAAAACAUUAUAUGCAUAUUCAAAAAAAAAACAAGAACGUACAGUGAAAUAAACAAGCAACGUUUGUAUGUAAAAAAAA